Messenger RNA from Giardia duodenalis, 999 nucleotides. RefSeq names its product Ankyrin repeat protein 1. The record is from RefSeq and is a predicted model, not a curated record. Gene Ontology annotation, molecular function: protein binding. Bases 1 to 999 code for a protein of 332 amino acids. The transcript has a single exon. Lineage: Eukaryota; Fornicata; Diplomonadida; Hexamitidae.
AUGGAUAUCACGGGCUGGUUUUGUGCAGCAGAAGCAGGAGACCUUGAACACAUUAAGGAGACAUGUAUACAGUUUGUAGGCAAAGUCAAUGAAAGAGGUCGGACAGCCUUAAUGUUGGCUGCAUCCUUAGGGCACAGAUCCAUCUGUGAUUUCCUCGCUAGGUUUGAAGGCCGUCAGACAACGCCUAAAGGAGUAACUGCCCUUAUGAUUGCAGCGGAGUUGCAGCACAUUGACAUUGUGGCCGUUCUAGCGCCCUAUGAGUCAAGGAUGCGCUCAGACAAGGCAGAACCAGCAAUUAUACGUGCUGCGCGCCAUUGCUGCAUGCCAGCGUUAGAGAUUCUCCUACCCUACGAGAUGUGCUAUGCAUCGGAGUGCUUGGCUGUGGCAAAAAUUAAUAGGUUGGAAGAGGUAUAUAAACGGAUUGAUGCUGCUCUCACAGACAACUUCACAGAGAGCCUCAGUGUACAGGCUACUUUGGCUCAGCCCAUCCUCCCUCAGAACAGUCUAUUACCACAAUCUCAGCAUCAAUCCCAAUGUAUUCAGAUGUUAGGGGUAGAUGGGGACGUGGAUGCACGUGUAGAUGCAACCGCAGACACAACUCUGCAGCAGGCCGAUCUUAUCACAACACUUACCAUUGAGCUGGAGGAUCUUCGUCUGGUAGAACGAGAGUAUGAGGAUCUAAAGCAUAUGUGUGAAGCAUACCAAGAGCAGAUCCGUGAACUGAACCUGGACAAUGACACUCUAUUCACUGACAACAUGUCUCUACGGCGGGACAAAGAGAAGCAUCUAAGAGCCCUAAAAAGACUCGGCCCCUGUCCAUCCUGCAAGAAGUCACGAUCGGAAUUGCAGAAUCUACUGGCUGAAAACACACGGCUAUCAGCAAAAUUAUCGACAAUAAAGACAAACUCCUUGGAGGUAUGGUCUAGGAUUCUAAUGAAGAGGGCCUUGAGCGACGAAGAAAUACAGCGAUUCGCCCCCUUUGCUGAUUUAAUUCAGUAA